This is a messenger RNA of Daktulosphaira vitifoliae (grape phylloxera), 1580 nucleotides long. RefSeq names its product mitochondrial 2-oxoglutarate/malate carrier protein-like. The transcript has 6 exons. Gene Ontology annotation, molecular function: antiporter activity; malate transmembrane transporter activity; thiosulfate transmembrane transporter activity. The record is from RefSeq and is a predicted model, not a curated record. Bases 383 to 1306 code for a protein of 307 amino acids. Lineage: Eukaryota; Metazoa; Arthropoda; Insecta; Hemiptera; Phylloxeridae. Gene Ontology annotation, biological process: malate transmembrane transport; phosphate ion transmembrane transport; oxaloacetate transport.
UGUGUAGUAAGAGCUGUUAAAUAAUUCGCGUUUCUAUUAUAUAUUCAUUAUUAUUUUUAUUUUGUUAUCGUAUAGCAAUUAAUUAAACAUUUAACAUUCAUUAUAUAGGAAAUAUUUAAAUUUUCUAUAUCUCUCAGUCGUGUUCAUAGUAUUUCAAUACUAAGUAUUAUUAAAUUAAUCGAAAAGUGGGGGAAUUACUGUAAUAGAGAGAAAAUUAAGUGUGUAUGAUGGUUACAUUGAACAUAUAUAUUAGUAGACACCUUUUUGUGUGAAGUUGUUAUUAGUUAUUUUUGAAAACAUAUACUAUAUCAGUUCACUUCCCUAGAUAAAUUAAAAGGUCAUUUAUCUUUUUCAUUAAACUUAUCAACAAUAAAUAUUAAAUAUGAGCGAUUCAGUACCAAUUCCAUCAUUUAUUAAGUUUGUGAAUGGUGGAAUAUCAGCAACUGUUGCUACAGUUAUUGUUCAUCCAUUAGAUGUCCUGAAAAAUCGUAUGCAAAUGGCGGGACGUGAUAUUAGUGUAACGGAAAGCCAAAAAUCAAUGGGAUAUAUUGUACGAUCAAUGAUUAAAGAGAAAGGUGUUUCAGCUUUCUAUCCUGGGCUUUCUGCUGGUAUAUUAAGACAAGCAACUUAUUCAUCUACUCGAUUGGGACUAUAUAAUACUCUAUUUACAGUAACUUCUGGAAAAGACAAUAAACCACCUGGUUUACCUGUUAAACUUGGUAUUGCCAUGAUAUCUGGAGUUGUUGGUGCUGCAAUUGGUACUCCUGCUGAAGUAGCUUUAAUAAGAAUGACAUCUGAUGCACAGUUACCAAUUGCUGAUAGACGUGGAUAUACUAGUGUUUUUAAUGCCUUAGCUAGAAUUGCACGUGAAGAAGGUAUAGCUACUUGGUGGAGAGGAUGUAUUGCGACCAUGGGUCGAGCAGCUGUUGUGAAUAUGGCACAACUUGCCUCAUAUUCCCAAUCUAAAGAAAUGUAUUUAAAAACUGGUUAUUUUGAGGAUAAUAUUGUCUUGCACUUUGCAUCAUCAAUGACAUCUGGUGCUAUAACAACUAUUGCAUCUCUUCCAGUUGAUAUAGCAAAAACUAGAAUACAAAGUAUGAAAAUUAUCAAUGGUGUACCAGAAUAUUCUGGCACAGUAAAUGCAAUGGUUAAAGUGGUGAAAAAUGAAGGAUUUUUCAAUUUAUGGAAAGGAAUUGUUCCAUAUUUUGCUCGAAUUGGUCCACACACAGUUUUGACUUUUAUUUUUUUGGAGCAAAUUAAUCAAGCCUAUAAAAUAGUAGCAUUUCAAAAUAGUUCUAAGAAUUAGUUUUAAUAAUAAAAACAACUUGUAUGCUUUUUUAAUUAUAACAUCUUUUAUUCCUUUUUUAACAUUCUCUUAAAACAUUUAUAUAUUUAUUAAAAUUUAGAUGUAAAAUUUAUUUAUUAUUAUUUUAUAAUGUUGUUGAUUGUAAUUAUUGUUGAGAUGUUAUUUUGUUUUAUUGAUUAUUUUAUUUUAUGGUACUCGAAAGAUUCCAGUAAUACCAUGUAUAAAGACUGUAAUAAGAAAUUAAAAUAAAUACAAGAAAUGGAUAAUAAGAUUA